CGAUAGUGUUUGCUGUCUUUCUGCCUAGCAGCAUUCCCAAGUAACUUAUCGCUGUACGCCGUAUGAAAAUCUUCCACCUAAGAAGAUACCUCACGUAGCCUUCUGUGAUAAGGAGCCCCGCGUGACCGCGCACCGUCGCCUGUGUAUAAGUGCAUUCUGACAGCUGUUUUCAGUGGUGAUCGGUCAAGGCCAACGAAGCAAUCGGUGUGCUUCUUGUUCGAUGAAUGAUUUAGUGCUUCAUCUGUAACAACGUCCGGCGUCCUCGGUCCUGCGCCACGUAAACUCUGUGUGUGUUGUGAAUAAUAAACAAUCAGUCAUUGUGGCAGUGUCCAGGUGCCACGAAGCGCAACCACGGUGUGUCCAGCGUUAUCUUGUGCAAAGCUCUUCUGCGUGUGCACCCUUCACGAGCUACUUGAGUUGGUAGCGCGGAACGAACAACUCUCAGCGACAAAGCAACCCUUCUAGAGUCGAAAAUGUUGUCCCAUUUGCUGAAGAAUGAAAACGUCAUCGUUUCGACCGGCAACGUGCUGAACGUGAGCGAUCUGCGUAAAAAGGCCGGCCAGAAACCGACCGACGAGCUCACGGAUUGCCUUCGUUCAACGUUCGGCGAUGCGGAAGUGGUCGAACAGAAGCACCAACGCCGGCUGGUCGUGCGCCGGAACAAUGAUCUGCUCGAGAAGGUCGGUGAACAUCCGCGGAAGGACAUUAAGAUUGGUGCGAAGAUCUUUCUCACCUGCUUCUCCGAGUCGGCCCUGACCGAGGCGGUCGAGAAACUGUUCGAAGUGCUGGAAGUGUCCUACCUGGACAAUCUUAUUCUGGCGUGCCAUCCGCCGGCCGCCAGCUCGGCCACCAACGGAACGAGUGAGCGAGAGGAUGGGGACACGAAAGAGGAAGGUGUGCUCGAGUGGGCCGUCGGGAGUGACAAUGCGGUCGGUAAGCUGAAGAACCUGUGGGGCCUUCUCGAGCGGUACUCCGGGCAGGGUAAGAUCGGUCAGUUGGGCAUUGCCGAUCUGGAUGCCGAUUCGCUGCAGAAGCUGUACGAAGGGGCAACGGUUCGUCCGACGAUUGCGCAAAUCAAUCUAGCAGCCUGCUGCGUGGUGCCACCGGAGCUGCAGGCCUACUGCAAUCAGAACGAAAUUCAGCUAUUAACACACAGCGAUCCACAAGAACUACUGCCGCGGGAGGUUCUGAACGAACUGGAACUCGAUAAUUACGGUGUCGCUUGGUCGUUACGGUACCAGGUACACAUCAAGUGCCGUGGGGUCCUUGCGGCCAAAGGGUUCAUUGUGAGCUUGGAUCGAUCCAAUUGAGCGGGCAGAGGGUCGUAACGGGCCACCAGUAAACAUUACUGCAGGACAGUUCUUUGAUAAACCCUUAUACAUUCGACUUACCGAUAUCCGAGAGCCAUGGGAAGCGGAGCAGGCGACGCGUUUGACGGACGACAACGAAGAGAAGAGGGUGCGUACCAGAAGGAUUACCGGUCCAUCAGCCCCAACCUGUGUGCGUUGUUGUGCCGUCAACCUGUGUUUCCUGGACGCAGCUGUGUGCGGAUGCAUGUUUAGUUUUUAGCCGUUGUUAGUCCGUUGUUUUCUGUUUUCUAUGACCAGAUGAUGCUCUUAAAACACAACAUACGAUGUUAACAAUACCGUAAGCGACUGUGAAGAUUUUAGCAGAAGAGAACAAACGGCACCGAAGAACAGGAGGGAUCUUAACGUGUUAGUGGAUAGGACUUAGUAGAACAAAAAGACAACAAAUCUUUUGCCCCAGCAGCAGGUUUUUAUGAUGAUACUAUUACCAUAGCGCCGCUGUAGCCGAAAAGAAGUACAAGUGCAGUCGUUUUACGCAUAGUGAUAGACAGUUCACAAUGAAUGUGUUUUUCAUUCAUUUCAUCCGCUAAUUCGCAUUUCAAAACCGAUCGCACUGAACACAUUUUCCCACCGGUCUGGCGUGCAAGCUUUCGUGCAAGUUGGUUCCGUGUUCCAAACCCGGCAGUGUUGGCAGUAUUCCACGAAUUUCUGAAGAUGUUGCUUGUGUGCAAUCGAACCGCGGGAACCGACCACCAGCUGGCGCUGAUCGAUUCAUUCGGAUGACGGUCAUCAGAUCGAUUCUUCUGCCCCGUAACUUUUCGAAUUUCUGGCCACAUUUUGUUUCGACUUCAAAGGGC
Messenger RNA from Anopheles bellator, 2164 nucleotides. It is a transcript of the gene Gclm, whose product is annotated as glutamate--cysteine ligase regulatory subunit. The record is from RefSeq and is a predicted model, not a curated record. Gene Ontology annotation, cellular component: glutamate-cysteine ligase complex. Gene Ontology annotation, biological process: glutathione biosynthetic process. The coding region runs from base 474 to 1310 and encodes 278 amino acids. NCBI's taxonomy places the organism in Eukaryota, Metazoa, Arthropoda, Insecta, Diptera, Culicidae. The transcript has 3 exons. Gene Ontology annotation, molecular function: glutamate-cysteine ligase catalytic subunit binding; enzyme regulator activity.